Molecule: messenger RNA, 1557 nt
Organism: Gongylonema pulchrum
Lineage: Eukaryota; Metazoa; Nematoda; Chromadorea; Rhabditida; Gongylonematidae
Source: the annotation of a GenBank genome assembly
AUGAUGAGACUGGAAAGAUUGGAGCAUCUUGCCGAGAAAUUCCGUCGCAAGUGCGCGCUUUAUGAAGAAUGGGCGUACGGUAAAGAAGACGCCUUACGGUCAGCAGACUGGCGCUCCUGCGGACUCUACAAAAUCAAAGCACUUCGCAAGCGCCAUGAGGCAUUCGAGAGCGAUCUGGGAGCGCAUCAGGACAGAGUGGAACAAAUUGCUGCAAUCGCUCGUGAGCUAAACAAUUUGAGAUAUCCGGAUAUCGGUCCAAUUAAUGCAAGAUGCCAGGCGGUUUGCGACCAGUGGGACCGUCUCGGAAGUCUUUCCCAGCAGCGGCGCAGACAACUGGAAGAAGCGGAGCAAGUGGCAGAACGCCUCGAUAGGCUUUAUCUCGAUUUUGCUAAGCGUGCCGCUCCAUUCAACAACUGGUUGGACGGCGCUCGAGAAGACCUUGCUGAUACUGUAAUUGUGCACGAAAUGAAAGAAGUACAAGAAUUACUGGACGCACACAAUCGCUUCAAAUCAACAAUUUCCGAUGCUGACAGUGAAUUUAGAGCAAUCGUCGGUAUCGAACAGGUUGGCACAAAUCCGCUGAGGAAUAGCACAAAUCCGAAAUUUUGCCGAUAUUCCGAAAAAUGGGGCUGGGAGUAUCUGCGCGUUAUUAGCGAAAUAGGUCAGCUGAUUGAACAGCACGGUCUAGACAGAGAACUGCUGAGAAAUCCGUACACUGAUCUAUCGGGCGCUGAUAUCCGUCGCAAAUGGCAAGAGGUGCAGCACUCAAUACCGAAACGUGAUGCACAGCUGCAAAACGAGUACCAUCGUCAACAGAAUAACGAACGUUUGCGACAACUAUUCGCCGAGAAAGCGAACACAGUUGGCCCCUGGCUUGAGCGACAACUGGAGCAGGUUUUAGCGAUUGGACUGGGCGGACGAGGAAGCCUUGAAAGUGCCGUGUCGCAGCUAAAGUCCAUACAGCAGCAGACGUUCAAUUAUAAGCCGAAUUUGGAAGAACUGGAAAGAAUAAAUCAGGAGAUGCAAGAAAACUAUGUAUUCGAAAAUCGCGCUGCUCGUUACUCCAUGGAAUCAUUGCGUGUUGGUUGGGAAUCGUUAUUAACAUCUGUGAACAGGACAAUCAACGAAUGCGAAAAUCAAGGCGACCAGGAUAUGGGUAGGAUAUUAUCAGUGUUGGAUCCAAAUCGUAUGGGAAGAAUACCAUUUGAUGCUUUCUUAGAUUUUAUGACUCGCGAAACAGCUGAUGCGGAUACUGCUGAACAGAUGAUCGAGUCGUUCAGGAUUCUUUCAGCUGGAAAGGAGUGCGCGGAACAUACCACUACUGAUAAAAGAGUGGGACUUAUACUAUCGGUGGAAAAUUUAGCUACUGUACUGACCAUCGUUAACAGAGCGCUUUUUUUUUUUCAGCCCUACAUAACGGCGGAUGAGAUUCGCCGGGAGCUGCCAGCGGAUCAGGCCGAAUACUGUAUCGAGAGGAUGCAUCGUUACCAGGCAGUGAACGCUCCACCGGGUUCCUACGACUAUGUUUCGUUCAGUAAAAGUUUGUACAGUCACUGA